UGUCAGUAUGGGUGCCAGUAGCGUAGCUGGAUGCGAAAAGUUAAAAAUGACAAGAUUAAAAUCAUUCUACAAGUAAUUUUUACAAGAAACAAGAUGCUCAAAGCGUGUACUUUAAAUAGGUUUGUGCUGGCAAUUUGGAGCAAUCUCGACCAAGCUAACUUAAUCGACGAUUAAUAUCGGCAAAAUCGUUUGGAACAAAAUUUCAAACAUUUCGUUGUUUCUUCCUGCAUGUUAAACAAUAAAUGAUUCUGUCAAUAUUAAAAUAGUAUUGCUCGAUAAAUUGGUCGCAGAUCAUGGACACAAAAGCAUAAGUUGUCGCUCCUGAGUCGACUAACCUAACUUAAGUAAUACAUAUAAUGUAUAUAAAUGCUUCAAGAUAUCGCCUUUCAAUCACCGACCAUAACAUAACCUCUGUACCGGUGUACCACACAUGCCAUGCCAUGUGCGCUAUAUAACCUUAAAUCUUGCGAGAAGGUUGAAGGCGCUAUAAUUCACCAGCCGGUGGAGUAAAAGGGGGAGAGGGGAAGAGUGUACCACACCAUCCGUACCGCCACGUGCCGGUUAUCCUGACUUGGAUUUUUCACCGUUGCUCACAGAAAAACUUUGAUUUAUUCGCUGCACUAAGCUGCAUUAGGACCUUUCUUCUCACUGAACUCCAAAUAUUUAUCUGUUUCACUUCAAAUACAGCGUGUACGCUGGUGGCUUCAAUUAGAAAUAAACACCUAUGUCCAACGAGAAAAUUGCUGAAAGCCAUGCACUGGGGGAACUUGUCUCCGACUACAAGAACCCGGCAAUCAAGUGGCACCAGACGGACAUCACGGUUGUCAUUUGUAUUCAGUUGACCGACGUAUCCGAUUACUACCUCCGAAUCGAGGACAAUUGCUUGCAGUUUAGUACACAGACAAACGGAGAGAAAUACUACCUCGUUUUGCACCUGUUUGGGUCGGUGGUAGCGGAGAAGACAGUGCACAAGAAUGUCGGCAGGGUGAUUAAGAUCUAUCUUGUAAAGGGUCUCAAAUGGUUUCCAUGGUUGAGAUUGACCCAGACCAAAGAAAAGAGUUCACUUAUAUUGUACAAUCCGGAUUAUAUACAUGAUCCGGAUAUAUAUGAUCCGGACUAUAUAUAUAAGACGAAUCCCAUUCAACAGCCUUACGACACAGAAAGAUUCCCACGAUACAAGCGCGAGCAUAAGAUAGACUAUAUACUGCCUGAUGUGCCGUCCAGCGACGAGGAGGAAUCUGAGGAUGAAUACGACAUAGACUUCUUCGCUUAAUACCUUUCUAUUAACUGAAUUUAACUCUGAUGUACAUAUUUAAUGUUUAUUGUAUGAAAAACGAGAAACUUUUGAUAAUUACUUUUUACAGUUUUUACUGCAGUGCUAAUUAUAUAUCUUAUUACAAUAUUUAUUGAAGAUGUACACAGUAUAUAAUAUUAAAAUAUACCAUAUAAGAUUUUUCAAUUUAAAACAGUCAGGAAAUAAUAAAUAAGGCACUAAAAGUCUAACACGCAGAUCUUGAUGCGUAAAACAAUUUUUAUAUUCAAAUAUGUAGUUACAUAUCCAUAUACAAAAUUUUUCCUUCCGUACGUUUCGGCCUCCUUUAGGUUUUCUUCAGCGAUAAAAGAUACAAUAAUAUUUCAUAAUAAUAAAUUCUUCCGCUACUCAACGUCAAUAAGUUUCGCGGUGUAGAAAAAGUUCAAAUACGUUAUAUCAAUAAAUUACGUAUUAAAAUUUUGUACAUGGAUGUAACAUAUUUGAAGAUAAAAAAAUUGUUUUGCACACAAAUUCUGAAUGUUAAACUCUUAGUGUCCGAUUUAUUAUUUUCUGAGUAUAUUAUAUCUUUUGAAUUUUUUGCAACAAGAUUUUAAACACACAGCUUUUCUGUGACAAUUAGCGAAUCGGAAAUAAUUGUCUUAUAUUAGGAUUUGGUAAUUCAUUGACAAUUUUCAAGAUCGAACUUCUUAAUCAUUAUUUGAAGCAUCUAAUGUAUCACUAUAUAGUGUACAAUAUAAGCUUAAAACAGCCUAAAGUAUAUGAUUUUUAUGUU
Wasmannia auropunctata (little fire ant) is the source of this 2045-nucleotide messenger RNA. RefSeq lists its product as uncharacterized. Gene Ontology annotation, cellular component: cytosol; nucleus. Lineage: Eukaryota; Metazoa; Arthropoda; Insecta; Hymenoptera; Formicidae. Gene Ontology annotation, biological process: protein folding; chaperone-mediated protein complex assembly. The transcript has 5 exons. Gene Ontology annotation, molecular function: Hsp90 protein binding; protein-folding chaperone binding. The record is from RefSeq and is a predicted model, not a curated record. Bases 725 to 1273 code for a protein of 182 amino acids.